UAAGCUGAGGCACCAGACCCCUCAGCACUGCAGCCCUUCCUCCUUAUCCUUCUGUUCCUGAGCCUCCAGCUCGCCGCAGCAUGGCCUUCACCGGCAAGUAUGAGAUCGAGAGUGAGAAGAACUAUGACGAGUUCAUGAAGCGCCUGGGGCUCCCCAGCGACAGGAUUGAAAAGGGUCGCAACCUCAAGAUCAUCUCAGAGGUGCAGCAGGACGGGCAGAACUUCACCUGGUCCCAGAACUACUCUGGGGGCCCCUCCAUUACCAACAAUUUCACCAUUGGCAAAGAGUGCGACAUGGAGACCGUGAUGGGCAAGAAGUUCAAGGCCACUGUGCAGAUGGAGGGUGGGAAGGUGGUGGUGAACUUCCCCCACUACAAGUACACCGCGGAGAUCAUGGAUGGCAAGCUGGUGGAGGUCUCCACCGUUGAAGGUGUGUCCUACGAGCGCGUGAGCAAGAGGCUGGCCUGA
Balaenoptera ricei (Rice's whale) is the source of this 467-nucleotide messenger RNA. It is a transcript of the gene FABP6, whose product is annotated as fatty acid binding protein 6. Gene Ontology annotation, biological process: fatty acid transport. Lineage: Eukaryota; Metazoa; Chordata; Mammalia; Artiodactyla; Balaenopteridae. The record is from RefSeq and is a predicted model, not a curated record. Gene Ontology annotation, molecular function: fatty acid binding. The transcript is spliced from 4 exons. Bases 81 to 467 code for a protein of 128 amino acids. Gene Ontology annotation, cellular component: cytosol; nucleus.